This is a messenger RNA of Arabidopsis arenosa, 3028 nucleotides long. The record is from the annotation of a GenBank genome assembly. Lineage: Eukaryota; Viridiplantae; Streptophyta; Magnoliopsida; Brassicales; Brassicaceae.
ACCAAAUCGAAGCGCGGCAAUGGUUGUUAUGAGCACUUUGGCGUUGGUAAGAGCCGCUUACUCGCUCAACAGUUUCGUCUUUGAAGCCGAAGACAUCCGAUUCGGUUCUCCGUGGUGGUUCGUUGUCGUCGGUGUAGCGUGUUUCCUCGUACUCUUCGCCGGAAUAAUGUCGGGACUCACGCUCGGACUAAUGUCCCUUGGUCUCGUUGAGCUAGAGAUUCUCCAACAGAGUGGUUCCUCCGCCGAGAAAAAACAGGCCGCUGCAAUCUUACCAGUGGUAAAGAAGCAGCAUCAACUUCUUGUGACUCUACUUCUUUGCAAUGCAGCUGCAAUGGAGGCUCUUCCUAUAUGCCUGGAUAAGAUUUUCCAUCCUUUUGUGGCUGUUUUACUCUCAGUUACUUUUGUUCUUGCUUUUGGGGAGAUUAUUCCGCAAGCUAUAUGCUCGAGAUACGGACUUGCUGUUGGGGCAAACUUUCUGUGGCUGGUGCGCAUUUUGAUGAUACUCUGCUAUCCCAUUGCUUACCCUAUUGGAAAGGUUCUUGAUGCUGUAAUUGGGCAUAAUGACACACUAUUUAGGCGAGCUCAGCUCAAAGCCCUUGUCUCAAUUCACAGCCAGGAGGCCGGUAAGGGGGGUGAACUGACACACGAGGAAACAAUGAUUAUAAGCGGAGCCCUGGAUUUGAGCCAGAAGACUGCUGAGGAGGCUAUGACGCCAAUUGAAUCAACAUUUUCGCUGGAUGUAAAUACAAAGUUAGACUGGGAAACAAUUGGAAAAAUACUGUCACGAGGUCAUAGCCGAAUCCCGGUCUACUUAGGGAAUCCGAAAAAUAUCAUUGGGCUUCUAUUGGUUAAGAGUCUUCUAACUGUACGAGCGGAGACAGAGGCACCUGUAAGUUCUGUUUCCAUUAGGAAGAUCCCAAGGGUUCCAUCAGACAUGCCAUUGUACGAUAUCCUCAAUGAGUUUCAAAAGGGAAGCAGUCACAUGGCUGCAGUUGUUAAAGUUAAAGACAGAGAUAAAAAGAAUAAUAUGCAGUUGCUGAGUAAUGGCGAAACACCAAAAGAAAAUAUGAAGUUUUACGAGAGUAGUAAUUUAACGGCUCCUUUGUUGAAGCAUGAAUCCCAUGAUGUUGUUGUUGAUAUUGAUAAAGUCCCAAAGCAUGUGAAAAAUAGGGGAAGAAAUUUCCAACAGAAUGGUACAGUGACAAGAGACUUACCGCGUUUGUUGGAUGAUAACGAGGAUGCAGAAGUGAUUGGCAUCAUCACGUUAGAGGAUGUCUUUGAAGAACUUCUACAAGCAGAAAUCGUGGAUGAAACUGAUGUUUACAUCGAUGUACAUAAAAGAGUACGGGUGGCGGCGGCAGCAGCAGCAGCAGUAUCAUCCAUAACACGUGCUUCACCAGCGGAGAUUCAAAGCAAGGUAGGACAAACCGUGAAGAAGCUUGUUGGGAAAGAAGCACUAGGCCCUGUGCAGAAAGCCGUUGUGCUCCAGCCAUUUGUCAAGCUGGUCAGGCUUGUCGCGAGGGCUUUCUAUGAUGAUUAUACUACGAAAAGCGAUAAUCAGCAGAAAUCUGCAAGAAGUGACAACAGAGGGAUUGCCGCUGUGGUGCUAGACGCCCUGGCGAGGCGGCAAUGGGUUAGAGAAGAAGAUUUGGCAAAAGAUUUGCAGUUGCAUGCCAAGCAACUUCGAAAAAUAAUAAGACUCUUUGAAGAAGAAAAGUUGAUUAUGCGUGACCACCGGAAAGAGACUGCAAAGGGGGCAAAGAUGUAUAGUGCUGCAGUGGCUGCUACAACUGAUGGCCGAGCAGAGGACAAAGUUAAGCUUCACACCCACUCGUAUUGUUGUCUCGAUUAUGCACAGAUAUGUGAUGUUGUUCGUUUUAGACUGCAUCGGAUGAAAAAAAGGCUCAAAGAUGAGCUAGAAGAUAAGAAUACUGUUCAGGAGUAUGGCUGUCCUAACUGCCAAAGAAAAUAUAAUGCGCUGGAUGCUCUGAGAUUAAUUUCUAUGGAAGACGAUUCUUUUCAUUGUGAAAAUUGCAAUAGUGAACUUGUUGUGGAAUGUAACAAGCUAACUUCCGAAGAAGUUGUUGAUGGAGAUGAUAAUGCCAGGAGACGGCGGCGGGAAAAACUAAAAAAUAUGCUUCAGAAGUUGGAGGUUCAAAUGAAACCUCUGAUGGAUCAGUUAAAUAGAGUAAAAGACCUACCAAUUCCUGAAUUUGGAUCUUUUCUGGCAUGGGAGGCUCGUGCAGCUAUGGCUGCUCGCGCGAAUGGUGAUCUUAACCCUAAUGAUCCUUUGAGGUCACAGGGUGGGUAUGGUUCAACACCAAUGCCAUUUCUCGGAGAGACAAAGGUUGAGGUUAACCUUGGCGAUGGAAACGAAGAUGUUAAAUCUAAAGGUGGAGAUUCCAGUCUGAAAGUCUUGCCUCCAUGGAUGAUCAAGGAAGGAAUGAAUCUGACCGAGGAACAAAGAGGAGAGAUGAGACAGGAAGCAAAGGUUGAUGGUGGCUCAAGAGGAGCAGCAAAACUUUCAGAUGACAAGAAAUCAGCCAGUGGAAAUGGAGAUGAGAAGGAUUUGAAGGAUGAGUAUCUCAAAGCUUACUACGCAGAACUUAUGAAGCAGCAAGAGCUUGCUGCAAGACGAAAUCAACAAGAAUCCGCUGGCGAAUCAGCUUCUGACAUUCAGUUGGGUACUACAUCCUCAGGUCGUCAGGUUAGUAUGAAGGCCAAACGUGAAGAAGAAGAUGAAGACGAAGAUGAAGAAGAUGUUGAAUGGGAAGAAAAGGCUCCUGUUGCAGCUAAUGGAAACUACAAGGUGGACUUGAAUGUGGAAGCAGAAGCUUCGGGUGGUGAAGAAGAAGAAGAGGAAGACGACAUCGAUUGGGAAGAAGGCUGAUCAUAGAAUGAAGUGGUCGAUUGUGAAUUCUCAUCUCAUGUACACUAUAAUGACUUUUAGUAUCUCAUCAGCUACACCAAAUUCCUCAUAUUGUACUUGUCGAAGCAGACGAAAGGUUAAUAUAUCUGUGAAACAAAA